UGUCAGCCUAUUGUACAGUCUUGUGCAAUUUACAGAAGGAAAGAAGAGAGAUUCGAAAAUGAACACAAGGAAAUUGUUUUUAGUUACUGGAAAAGUGCUCAUUUCCUUUGGAAUCCUAAGCCUCAUUUCGGGAAUUAUUGCUUUUUUUCCUGUUUUUUCUUAUAAACCAGGGUUUCUUGGAUGGAGCGUUCACCUUGCUUCUCCCAUCUGGAGCGGAUAUUUGGCUGUUAUUGCAGGUGUUCUUAUUACUCUGGCUGAGAAACAAUGGACUUCAAGAUGCCUGUGGGAGGCUGCUUUUGCCUUUAGCAUCUUCAAUGUCAUCAGCUCUCCUGUUCAAAGCGCUAUCGCAAUGGCAUCUCUCCUUCUGGGCCCCUAUUGUUAUUAUUCUUUUGCUGGGGUUUCAGGCACGAACUACCUCAGUUAUGCCAUUUCAUCAUUUUUUCCUUACGGCAAAUUUGCUUCUUCAUGCAAAGAUCCAUUGCAUUAUGAGUGGUAUCACCUGGUGCUGCAAAUUCUAGACUUCAUCUCUGGCCUUGUCAUUCUAAGUGCAUCUUUGACCACUGUGGUCAAGCUCACAACAAGACUCUUCCAAUUUGGACAUUUAAAUGGAGAAAGGAAUUCUUGGUAAUCUGGGACCUCCGUACAUCUGGAUUGAGCUUCAUGGAGGUGCUUGAAUGUCAACAUCACAACAGGAAUAAUUGCCAACUAAUCUCCAGUUAAAUGAUACAAUACAUUUUAAUGUAGAUGCCUAAUCAUAUAGGAAUAUAGAUUCUUAAAAAUCCAAAUAGCAUUGUAAACCAUUGUAAACAAUUAGCUUCUGGUACAGAAAUCUGCAUUUUUGUCUAUUUCAGCUGUAUGAAAUUUGUUUUCAAAAUGGCCACCCACAUUUUCUUAAGAUUCUCUUAAGAACAUCUAACAAAGGAAGAUCAACCUUAGGAAGAUCACCUAAGGCAGGUCUGUUCCAUUGUUGAACAGUUCUUAUCAUUCAGACAUUUUUUCCUGAUGCCCAGCUGCAAUGUACUUCCUUGUAAAUAAACCAUUGUUUUCUGUCCUGUUUUCUGAACAA
Molecule: messenger RNA, 1066 nt
Organism: Protobothrops mucrosquamatus (brown spotted pit viper)
Lineage: Eukaryota; Metazoa; Chordata; Lepidosauria; Squamata; Viperidae
Gene: TMEM212
Product: transmembrane protein 212
Exons: 4
Coding region: 59-628 (189 amino acids)
Cellular component (GO): membrane
Source: RefSeq, a predicted model, not a curated record